This is a messenger RNA of Talpa occidentalis (Iberian mole), 1965 nucleotides long. RefSeq names its product testis specific 10 interacting protein (gene TSGA10IP). The transcript has 9 exons. The record is from RefSeq and is a predicted model, not a curated record. Gene Ontology annotation, cellular component: photoreceptor connecting cilium; ciliary basal body; cilium. Gene Ontology annotation, biological process: cilium organization. Bases 30 to 1925 code for a protein of 631 amino acids. NCBI's taxonomy places the organism in Eukaryota, Metazoa, Chordata, Mammalia, Eulipotyphla, Talpidae.
CAGGUGGGGGGUGGGGCAGGACACCAAUAAUGUUAAACACCCACCAACAGUUGAUCAAGACCACGUCCCGGAGACCCAGGCAGGACACGCAGCUGCAGGCCCCAGGGACCACCACGGGGCUGCUCGAGCUUCUGUCCAGCAUCCCCCAGGCUGAGCAGGGGGGUGUCAGGCGCGGAGGUGGCGUCCUUCCUGGCCAGCAGCAGAGGGCCCAGAGCGCGGGGCAGAUAGCAAAGAAGGACCGGAAGCCCAGGGGCCAGAACAAGAAAGACUGCGACUCUGCAGAGGCCGAGGAUCUCUCCUCCGCUUCCUCUCGGAGACCCUCCUUCCCCUUCCAGUGGGCCUGGGAGAGCUUCACAGCAGAAAGCCAGUCUCCGCUUCAGUCCUCCUUGGCCUCCCACCACCAAGGCCUGCCCUUGCCCCCAGCAGCUCCCCAGCGCAAGCCCUGGGGCAAGUCCACGGCCCACCUCCCGGACACCUCCGGCCUCUGCUGGAAGACAGACCUGCCGAGCCAGGAGAGGAGACAGCAGCUCAGGGCCUGGGGCUAUGACUCUGCACUGGGCGGCAGAGCAGAGGGCCACGGACUGGAGCCCCACCAUGAGGCGGACCUGCAGCUCUCCAGGAAGAGGCCAGGCUCAGGGCCCACGUCUGAGCAGGCCCAUGAACUGGAGGCUGAGAGGGGCCUGAGUCCUGGAGACCAGCGCCAGCUCUCCAGGCUGGGGUUCACCUUGGAGGGGGACCGGGCUGCAGAGGUGACAGAGGAGGCCGAGAUAGUGGAGCACAAGGCGAGGAGGACUCAUCCUCAGAGAAAGGGGUGGAAUUCUGGCGAGGAGGCCUGGGGUGAGGGUGAACCCCAGUGUCCAGGGAGAGAUUCCAGCUCCAACAAUCCCCAAGGGCAGCAGAGGCAAAAGGCCAGGGCCCAGGAGCUGGAGGGGCCGUGGGGCCUGGAGCAGCUGCAGCGGCAGUUCCAGCAAGACUUGCACUGUGGCCACGAAAAGCGGACCUGGAAGGCUCUGUGGGCGGCUGUCCAGUCCCCCAGCCGGAGCGGGAAGGCCCCUGCCGUGGGAGAUGCUGAGACAUGCUGGAGCGCCAACUUGCCGAACCGCACCUUCUACAAGCGACAGGAGGCCACCAGCUGUUCAUCUACUAACCAAGUGGCUGUUAACAUAUAUUGCGUCUCCACUCAUGGGUCUUCAGGAUAUAAAGAUAAAAUGACUUGGCCCAACCCGAGCAGCUCAAGAAGCCUGCUGCAGGAGUGGGAGCGGCAGGAGCAGGAAGAACAGCUGCAGGCCGAGCUGCGGAGGGCCCGGGUGCAGCGGGUGCAGCAGCAGGUGGCCCGCUGCCUGGCAGCCUAUGAGCCCAGCGGAGGCCGGGGGCCCAGGGCCACCCAGCGCAAGGUGGAGGAGCUGAGGCGCCAGGAGCGGCAGCGCCUCACAGAAUACCAGGAGGAGCUGCGGGGCAUCCAGCACAGGGUGCAGGCCCGGCCCUACCUGUUCCAGCAGGCCAUGCAGACCAAUGCCCGGCUCACGGUCACGCGCCGCUUCUCCCAGGUGCUGUCGGCACUGGGACUGGAAGAGGAGCAGCUGCUGGCUGAGGCAGAAAAGGGGAACACGGAGGGUACCUCCAGGAAGCCCAGCUUGGGGCAAAGUGGAGAUUACAAAGUCCAAUUCAUAAUAAGGAAACUGAGGCCGGAGGAGAGAAAGUCAUUUGCCCACAGUCACAUAGCACAGGAGCCGGACUUGAACCUACCUCAUCAGUGGCAAUGGCCUUCCCUCCGCUACAAAUCCCUGGUCACUGGGGUGGGGAGUGGCAGAGCCCAGGCGCCUCUCUCUUCAUCUUUAAGGAGCCACAGCUCAAUGAGGGUGAGAAUGAACCCUCUCCUCAGAGAACCCCCCCCCAAGGAGAGAUCCCACUUGCAGGCAGCCUGACAGGCACUGCACCCCAAUCCUAGGCCAGGAGCCUGGCCCC